Rotaria sp. Silwood2 is the source of this 1350-nucleotide messenger RNA. The record is from the annotation of a GenBank genome assembly. Lineage: Eukaryota; Metazoa; Rotifera; Eurotatoria; Philodinida; Philodinidae.
AUGAUGUCCUCACUUGUCUAUCCCGACUGUCCGACUGGAAACGGUCGUCAAAUCACACUUGCUGGUGUAGACAUGGUAUUGGGAGCUAUCGAUAACGUCUUUGUCUAUCCUUUUCUCGAUAUUAAUCAACUAAAACAUGCAAUCAGCCGCACAAUUUCUCGUUGGCCAAUUGUCGCUGGUCGUCUUCAUAUCACCGACAAUGAACAUUACUUGAUUGAACUGUCGGACAAUCCUAUUCCAUUCACUUAUAUUGAAAAUGAAGAACUUGAACGAUGGCCUAUUCUGCCUGUUGUGGUUGACGAUCAGACAAUCCUUCAACCGUUUGUCGAUUCGGUGCCGAGCGAGCCUACUCAAGACGAUCCACUUGUUCGAUUCAAAGUCACUUGUCUGAUUCGUAGUAGUGAAUACGUACUUGGUGUUUCUUUCUAUCAUAUGAUUGGCGAUGCAGAUUCCAAUAUUCAUUUUCUGAACGACCUUUCUUGUCUCUAUCAAAACCUUGAACCUCUAUCACCGGGACCCAUCUUCGAACGACAUUUGUGGAUCAAAAAAGAUGCUAAUCUUACUGUCGACUGUUGUCUCAUGCCCCUCUUGAAACAAUUGCAAGAUGCUCGUAAGAGAGACAUUGUCAUAGCAGAUGUUCUUCAAGAGUCCGCAACGACGGAUCCAUUUCACAUGUCAUUUUCUUCGAAACAGCUAACAAAACUACGUAGUCUAGCUGCACAAAGUAGUGAAGAUAUCACAAUUCAAGAUGCGCUUACAGCCUAUAUCAUUGUUACAUUUAACAAACAUGUCUUUAUCUCGGACAAGGAAUAUAUCCGACGAACGAAUACUCUAAUUAAUUAUCGUGGUAUAUCUGAUACAUUGGCUCCUCAUGGUCAAGUUGACAAUUCUAUUAUGUUCAUGUUAUCUGAUGAUUUUGCUGAUCCACUUUCAUUAUCGAAUGUUGCCAAAACAAUACGAGCAUCGGUUGAAAAAGCUCGCAACGAAAAUUUUCUCUCACGAUGGCUUGUGACAGUCGACUUGCUAAUGAGAAAAAUACACAAAGAGGAUCAAGCGUGGAAUUUUGCGUCCUAUGCAAAUGAAGUUUGGACUAAUUCAAAUUUAAAAUAUGACUGGGCUAGCAAAGUUGAUUUUGGUAUGACAGAUCAAUGUCGAUUUCAUACAGCUGGCUCAAUGAAAUUCAAGUUUCGUGUUUUUCAAUUGAAUCCUGUACAGGGUGCAGAUGGUAGCUGGACUAGAGAUCAUGGAGGUGCUGAGGUGUCUUUUCGAAUCCCAAAAAACGAUAUAAAGAAUAAGUUUAUUGUAGCAUGGAAUAAUGAUGUGAAAGAGAAUUUUAAGAAUGUCGAAUAA